AUGCUAAGUACAUCCGCAAUUUGGCAUCAGGGCGCUGGGCGCUAUCUUGAAUUCGAUGAAAAAGAAAAACCUCUUGUACUGCAGCUAGGUGGUUAUAACCUAAAAGAAUUUGUAUAUGCAGCAAAAAUUGCAGAGGACAUGGGCUAUAACGAGAUAAACAUAAAUGCUGGUUGCCCAAGUGAUAGAGUUCAUAGAGGAAAAUUCGGCGUCUGCCUUAUGGCGGAUAUAGAUCAUAUGAGCUCCUUAAUAGAAGGUAUGACUCAAGCGCUCACGGUACCAGUAACAGUAAAGUGCAGAAUAGGUCUAGACGGAAGACGCUUUAGUCUUCCUCUCUAUGAUAGUUACGAAUACCUAUGUAAGUUUAUAGCGGCAGUUUCGGAUGCAGGGGCUCGCCGUGUUAUUAUUCAUGCUCGUAUUGCUGUAUUGGGGUUACUUAAUCCCAAGCAAAAUAGGGAUAUACCCCCACUUCGCUAUGAUGUAGUGCAUGCUGUAGCAAGACAGUUCCCACAUGUUUCUAUAGAGAUAAAUGGAGGUAUAAAGAACCUUGCUGAUUCUGCAGAGCAACUACAGCACGUAGAUGCUGUCAUGGUAGGACGGGCAGCACUUGAGGCACCGCUGCAGUUUUUGGAUGCCGAUACUCUAUUAGAGACCGGUUCCAUAGACAAAGACGCUCUUCCUCAUCAUAGCGCAGUAGUGCUUCAGGAAGAAAUAAUACGAAACUACAUUCAAUAUCUCACCCAGCAUGUAGCACAUAGCGAUCUGCGUGCAAGCGAUGCAGCUCGCAGAGCUAUUCGCCAUCUACUCUGUUUUUUCUCCGGUCUUUCAGGAGCAAAGAGUUGGAGAAGUAGUCUUAGUAAGUCAAUGGAAAGAAAAGAAGAACCAGGGUACGCGGUGGAACAGGCGCUCGCCUUGCUAAAGCGUAACAAGAAGAGCGGUGAAUAA
Molecule: messenger RNA, 942 nt
Organism: Ylistrum balloti
Lineage: Eukaryota; Metazoa; Mollusca; Bivalvia; Pectinida; Pectinidae
Product: tRNA-dihydrouridine(20/20a) synthase-like
Exons: 1
Coding region: 1-942 (313 amino acids)
Biological process (GO): tRNA dihydrouridine synthesis
Molecular function (GO): tRNA dihydrouridine synthase activity; flavin adenine dinucleotide binding
Source: RefSeq, a predicted model, not a curated record